Messenger RNA from Leptopilina heterotoma, 2746 nucleotides. RefSeq names its product DNA replication factor Cdt1 (gene dup). Lineage: Eukaryota; Metazoa; Arthropoda; Insecta; Hymenoptera; Figitidae. The transcript is spliced from 7 exons. Gene Ontology annotation, biological process: mitotic cell cycle; DNA replication checkpoint signaling; DNA replication preinitiation complex assembly. Gene Ontology annotation, molecular function: DNA polymerase binding; DNA binding. The record is from RefSeq and is a predicted model, not a curated record. The coding region runs from base 191 to 2353 and encodes 720 amino acids. Gene Ontology annotation, cellular component: nucleus.
GUAGAAGCAAACGAAGCAAACCAAGCAAACUUUUGUAUAUUUUAUAAAUUCUUAUUUUUAUAAGUUUUUUAAUUAGUGAAAAAUAUAGAUUUACAAGUACAAGUAAAUCUUACCUUCUGUUAAAGAACAGUGAUCUCGCAACAUUUAAAAAAAAUAAUCUGCGAUAUUGUUAUAUACACGUAUAUAAAAAAUGUCGCAGCCUUCAGUGGCGGCGUAUUUCACCACGAGGAAACGAGCUGCCUCCGAGGAGAUACGUAAUAAAUCAAAAGUUUUAUGUUUGGAUCAGGAAACAAGAAAUUCAAGUAUAUCCUACGAUUCACAUAGAGAAACAUCGACUUCGCUUACAAUUGUGCCAGAAGAAUGUUCCAAUGAGAGUUUAUAUAAAAAUACCGAUGUCGAGUCACCUUCGGUCAAAUCAAAUAAUUCAGCAGUUAGAAAUAUUAUUUUCGAUCUACAAAAACCUGGUACGCCAAAAACGCCGAGAAUGAAUACAAGAACGCGUUCAAGAUCACGAAAACUUUCGAGUGAGGAAGGUCAAGUUGAUAUUCGUGAAUCUUUGAAGAAAAUCGAUGGUACGAGUUCGAAUAAAAAUGUGGUUUUCGAAAAGAAGGGUUUAUUGAGUCCCAAGAAGCGUUCGAGCUCGUCGAGAAAUCUCAGGACACCGAAGAAAAAUGAACAGGACGAAGCACCAGCUGCUGGUUCUGUUACUCCGAAAAAAGCGGCAAGAAUUGAAAAAACUGAUUUAAGUUUCGUUGAGAUUAAGAACAGAAUUAAUCAAUCAUCAAGACUCGCUGAAAUUAAGGAGAGAAUUAAUAAAAUACGUAAUUGCGAUGAAAAAUUGACUCAAUUGCAGGCGCAAAAUGAAAGGAAACAAUUGCCAGAUCAUAAGCCCCAGAUUCAAAGAUUCGAUAAAAUUCAACUGGAGAUUCCUGUUAGUCCCUCGAAAGCAGCAAGGUCACCGAGUAAACUUCUAUUGAGUCCUGUGAAGAAUAUACAGUUGCUGAAAAAUGCCAGUCCCCAACGUCGUUUACUUUUUGAACCAAAGGAACCGACAUCAAGUCCUGUUAAGGGAAGUCCAACCAAGGGACCCGCUUAUCAGAGAUAUCAAUCAUUAGCCGAAAGUGCAACUCCCGCUUUGGCACUGCCUUAUAAUUACAGAUUCCUCGCAGAAGUUUUCCGAUGCAUUGAUACGGUUACAGCUAUGCUGUUCAAUCGAAAUGAGAAGAUAACAUUCAAAAAGUUGAAACCUGCCGUUCAAGAAUUACUUCGCCGCAAUUUAAAUUUGGAUCAUAUUGCGCAGAUAAAAAAUAUUUAUCCCAAUGCAUAUGAAUUUAAUCAAGAGAAAAUUCGUAACUUUGGAUCUGCGACGAAAGUGCCAACUUAUGAUCUUGUAUUAACCCCAUUAGUUGAAUCUCGAAAUGGAAGAAACACUCCAGACGCUGAUAAUGUUCUUAAAUCCGGUUCGGAAGUCAGUAUGAGUCCAGGUGUUCUACUGGAGAGACGUAGAAAAUUCUACAAUAUUCUACUGGACAAAGUUAAGGACGAACAUGAGGAGUUCCUGAAAAAUUUAGAAACUCCAAUGGUUGUACCAAGGAAUAAAUUGGUUCGCUGGCAUCCGGAAUUCGACAUUGAAAAUUGCAAAGCAAUAGAAAAAGCCGAAUUACCACAACCACCAAAUGUGGAAAAGGCCUCAUCUGCUAAAGAUGUUCUUGAUAAAGCUAAAAAUCUCUUCAAUUGCAAUACACGAAUGGAAAAAGCUCUGCAACGACUGGCUGAUGCAAAAAUGACGAAAAAUUCACAAACGUCGCCGUCUAAAACGGAAAAAUCAAAUACCGUGAUUCAAAGUGAGACGAAUGCUGAAGGCUUUAAAAAAGUGCAAAUUUCGGUUGUGGAUACACCACCCACAACUCCAACUACAACUCCAACCUCCAGUAGUUCUAAUAUUAAUCCCGCAUUGAAAGGAAUUCCAAAAGCUCUCCUCGAAAGGGUUCGUGCAAAACAAGCUGCAAAAGCGUUAGAAGCAAUGACAAGGUCGCCGGCCGCGGAUAAAGCAGCAGCGAUGCAUUUGAGAUUACCUGAAAUUGCUAGAAUUCUCCGUAAUAUAUUUGUAGCUGAAAAGAAAAGUGUUUUAACAUUAGAAUUCACUCUACAAAAAUUGGACAAUUCCUAUAGAAUGAAAUUAACACAAACCGAAUUGGAAGAGCACAUACGUCUUUUGUGUACUGUUGCGCCAGCAUUUGCAAAUAUUCGAAACGUGAGAAUGAUCGAUUAUUUAAAGCUCGUGAAAGAUAUUGAUUUGGCUAAAGUCAUUAAAAAAUUGGAGAGCGUAGCUAAUGACAAAUUGAAAACUUGAUAAUAGAGAAAACAUUAUUAAGUCUCUUUUUCUUCUUAAAAAAAACAACAAAUAAUUUAUCAGUCAAUUAUUCUACAGAAUUUUUUCUAAACUAAUUGAAAUUAACGUAUUAUCGUUUGAGAUAAUAUAAUAAUUUGCAUGAUAAACUGAACAAGUUUUUUUUUAGGAAAUUUUAUAAAUAUUUCAAAUUUACAAGCCUUAUUGGUGUGCCUCAUAAUUAAUUGCUUUUCAGUUUAAAAUAUAAAACGAUGAAUUUUAUUAAUCUGUAGAAGACUUCGAAAAUGUGUUUGAAUUAGAAUUUUUACCUUUUUAAGAAUGAGACUGAAUUUUCAAUAGAUUUAAAAAAAAAGUUUGUACCUCCACUGAAAUCAAUAAACAAUAAUUUUCAUUUAA